GUUGAACUGUCCAGUUAAUCGACCGUCAAUAACUGAUUAUUAUAUCUGUUUGUGAUCAGUUUCCGGAGGUGAUCUCCCUGAACGUGGGGGGAACGCUCUUCACCACGCGCUUGUCCACACUGCGGCGCUAUGACGACACCAUGCUGGCCGCCAUGUUCAGCGGGCGCCACUACAUCCCGCGGGACGCCGAGGGCCGCUACUUCAUCGACCGGGACGGCGCUUACUUUGGGGACAUCCUGAACUUCCUGCGGGAAGGUGAGCUGCCGCAGCGGGACCGGGUCCGGUCCGUCCACCGGGAGGCGCAGUACUAUGCCAUCGGGCCGCUGCUGGAUCGCCUGGAAGAGACGCAGCCUCUGACCGGGGAGAAGGUCAGGCAGGCCUUCCUCGACCUGCUGCCCUACUACAGAGACAAUCUGGAGCGCAUCGUGGAGAUCGCCAAGCUGCGGGCGAUGCAGAAGAAGGCGCGCUUCGCCAAGCUGAAGGUGUGCGUCUACAAGGAGGAGAUGCCCAUCACGCCGUACGAGCGGCCGCUCUUCAACUCGCUGCGCUUCGAGCGCGCCGACGGCGACGCCAAGCUGUUCGAGCACCACUGCGACGUGGACGUGUCAUUCGGGCCGUGGGAGGCUGUGGCCGACGUCUACGACCUGCUGCACUGCAUCGUCAGCGACCUGGCGCAGCGCGGCAUCGCCGCAGAGCAGCAGUGCAUCGGCGUCUGCGACAAGCACCUCAUCAACCACUACUACUGCAAGAGGCCCAUCUACGAGUUCAAGAUCACUUGGUGGUGAUAGGCGGAGCGGACCGGAACCAGAACCGGAACCCAGAACACGGCUUUUAACUCUGUUUUCUAAUCAAACUGAAAGGAUUUUACAAUGUGACCCUUUAAAUCUGCUUCCCGUUUCCUGUGGUUUAAACGCAGCGCCUUCAUCAUGAACUCAUCAGAAACAUGAAACAUUUAAACGAGAUUAUGACAGAGUGUUGGGGCCAGACGGUGACGGUUUUUAAUAAAAUAAUUAGCAGAUUAAAACCAUAAUAAAGUCGUAAAAUGACCAGAAACGUUAUUUUUAAUCUUUGAUCUGAGGACAGCAGCAACGUUCUGCUACCAACGAUGAUCUGAUGCUGAAACGAGAUAUUUCAUAUCUGUAAAACCAAAACAACAUCUCAACAUUCCUUCUUUAAAUGUUCGUUAUUUUUGGUGAAGGAGUUAGAAAACAGCUUCAUCCUAAUAAUAAUUUGUCUUUAUUGUCAUUUUCUGGUAUUUUACGAUUUUAUUCUGGCAUCUGGCUCUAAUACUCCAUGUUUCAGACAAACCCAAACAUUUCAAUGUUUUCAGUUCAUCUCUGGAUCGGUUUCUGUUCAGUCGGGUCCAAAUUACUACAGAUGACAUGAAACCCAAACCAAGUUAACCCUAGUUAAACAUCUGGGGGUAUUGUAGAGCCUCCUGAAUGAGGCGACGGUGGGAAGAAACCAGCAGAACCAGACGGUUCUCCUUGCUGAACUCUAGGAAGUGACACCGAAACAGGAGAUUUAUCUGAUGGAAAGAGAAAACCGUGAUCCUGCAAACACCGAGCCAGGAAUCCUUUCUCUGGGGAGGAAAACUAAACUUUAAUUUAACACACAUCUGUUUCCCAUUCAGGGCCAAACUGCAGCUUGUUUUUACCCCAACAAAUCAACCAGCUAUGCAAAUACAGCAUAAUUAAACUGAUUUUUGGUGUAGACGAUGGUGGAGCCGUUGUUUUCACGUUUCGUGAAGCCACAUCGUCUUCGGUCCGUUUUUCAGCAGUUAUUUUCCGUCAGCAUCAGAUUCGCUGGUUUCCGUUUGGAGGAGUAACCAUGGAAACGUCCAGCCGUCUGAUUGGACGCCCUAACGCUCCACCAGGAAGCCCGACGCUUCCUUACUGAUCAAUGGAUGAAAUGAACCGGGAUCGAUAACGAUCCAUCGGCAGCUUUUUGUUCUGAUCACAGCUAAUAAUCGCGUUGCUGUAGUGAGUUCACUGGAAUGGUUCGAUGUUGUGACGUGACGUCAGAUGUGAUAUUUUCCUAUAGGUUUUGUGUCAGGUGAACUGUGAGAUAUAUUUUCUUUACGCGUCGCUGAAGGAGCGUUGGGAAAGGUUUAGCAAAAGUUAGCGUGUUUUUGUUUCAUCGGUCACUAAAAUAAGGAGAUUCUCUGUUUUAAGGGAUUGCAUUGCUGGAGAUUUGACACAGCGGUAAAUUUUGAAGCCACUGUAGAUGUUUGAAGUUUAUUAGAAAAUAGCGCCACCUUCAGGGAAAAUUUUUUAUAUAUAUAUUUUUUUUUAGCUUUUGUCAUUUCCAUCACUUGAGUCCUGCUGUACUUGACUAUUACUGAGCACCAUGCGAUUGUAACAGAACAGUCUUAUUUAACGUCAUCCGUUUUAAUUGAUUAUAAGAAUCAACUUAGCAGAUUUAUUCAGAUUUUAUUAAUUUGCCACAUAAUGCUGAAGCACUACAUUCUUCCCCUGAAACAUGACUGAUCUUUGUGACUUCCAGUGUUUUUAAUGUUUUAUAUAGCUGUUUAUGUUUGUUUUAGCUUCUAGGAAGCUCCAGAUCUCUAGUUGUCUUUUAUUUGUCUGUAUUUAAAAAAUGAAAACAUAAUUUUUAUGUUGUGGUACAAUAAAACUGUUAAACUGCAA
Molecule: messenger RNA, 2648 nt
Organism: Poecilia latipinna (sailfin molly)
Lineage: Eukaryota; Metazoa; Chordata; Actinopteri; Cyprinodontiformes; Poeciliidae
Gene: kctd7
Product: potassium channel tetramerization domain containing 7
Exons: 3
Coding region: 141-785 (214 amino acids)
Biological process (GO): protein homooligomerization; membrane hyperpolarization; positive regulation of transporter activity
Cellular component (GO): plasma membrane
Source: RefSeq, a predicted model, not a curated record